Triplophysa rosa is the source of this 948-nucleotide messenger RNA. RefSeq lists its product as uncharacterized. The coding region runs from base 1 to 942 and encodes 313 amino acids. NCBI's taxonomy places the organism in Eukaryota, Metazoa, Chordata, Actinopteri, Cypriniformes, Nemacheilidae. Gene Ontology annotation, molecular function: cysteine-type peptidase activity. The record is from RefSeq and is a predicted model, not a curated record. The transcript is spliced from 9 exons. Gene Ontology annotation, biological process: proteolysis.
AUGUCAGGGAAAAUACAGAAAGUUAAUGUUUCGCAGCUAAGGCCCUACUUUCGGCCACAAGACCAUAGCCAUGAAUCUGAGGGCAGCCAAAAUGAUGCAGAGGACAUUAGACUGGUGGACCACCAGUAUGCCAAUAAAGGUCCACUGUGGUCCAAGAGGUUGGGUCCUCAGCAAAAACAACUGCUGACCUAUGUGCUGGACAGAGCACGUCCAGCAAAAGAAAUUGUUGUUCUGGAUGGCCCAGUGUGUCUUCAAAGGGAGGACUUUUGGAGCCUGGGGCUAGAUGAGGAGGUGGAGAGCAAUAUUGGGAAUGCGUGCUUCAGGCUGGUAAAGGAGGCAGCCAGGAGACAUCCAUUUCCAGUUCAGUCAGAUGGACAGAGCUGUGGGAUCUUCAUGCUUAUGUACGCCCUCUGCAUCUGUACUGGUGCCCAGUUUCACUUUUUGGAUACUGACAUACCAUCUAUUCGGAAGUGGUGGUGUCUCCAGAUUCUGGAGAAAUUCUCAAUCGCAAGACAUGGGCAGCACUUCGGACAGCGCUUUGCCUUCUGGACAGAGGAGGCAGAACAGCUGAUGGCAGGCACCCUACCACCUAUUUAUAGGAUUCCUCGACCCCAAAUAGUCAAGGAGGAACAGGUAGAAGUGGAGGAGCUGCCCCUCACAUUGAAACAUAUGUACCAGGCGGAAUACAUCGUGAGGAACAGUCCUGGGCUUUUCACUGGCCAGGUGCAAGAACCGUCAUACAUGUUGAUGGAUCAUGAUGACCAAAUGAAUGCGUCGAGGGUGCUGAUGGAGUCGACGGAGUGGGAUGCCAAGGAGCCUUUCACAUUCAUUUUUGAAAAUAUCCAGGACAUGGAAAUAUUUAUGAUUAUUUGCAGAGACACCCUCAACCUGAGAGUAAAUGCUGGACGUGGGGUGCACAGUCUUCCAUAUACAGUUUGUUAGUGUGUG